Molecule: messenger RNA, 998 nt
Organism: Cynara cardunculus var. scolymus (artichoke)
Lineage: Eukaryota; Viridiplantae; Streptophyta; Magnoliopsida; Asterales; Asteraceae
Product: vesicle-associated membrane protein 722-like
Exons: 5
Coding region: 142-807 (221 amino acids)
Biological process (GO): vesicle-mediated transport
Cellular component (GO): membrane
Source: RefSeq, a predicted model, not a curated record
ACUUUCGGUUUAAGCAAAAUCCCAAAUUCUCCCUUUUCACCUUCCAUUCUCCCAAUAAAAUUCACGCUUUCUUCCAUUGUUUUUCGCUCCGGAGACACGGUGGUGGUGAUCGCCGGCGACGGAGAAGACAAAGGAGUUACCAUGGGGCAACAGUCGUUGAUCUACAGUUUUGUUGCGAGAGGGACGGUGAUCCUUGCUGAAUACACGGAAUUCACCGGCAAUUUCACCAAUAUCGCUGCUCAGUGUCUCCAGAAACUUCCUGCUACCAAUAACAAGUUUACAUACUCUUGCGAUGGUCAUACGUUUAACUAUCUCGUUGAAGAUGGAUUUACAUACUGUGUGGUUGCUGUCGAAGCAAUUGGUCGUCAGAUUCCGAUUGCUUUUCUCGAGCGAAUCAAGGACGAAUUUACCAAGAAAUACAGUGGAGGGAAAGCUGCAACUGCUGUUGCCAAUAGUCUCAAUAAGGAAUUUGGUUCCAAGCUGAAGGAGCAGAUGCAGCAUUGUGUGGACCAUCCCGAAGAGAUCAGCAAGCUAUCAAAGGUGAAAGCCCAAGUUUCAGAAGUCAAAGGUGUGAUGAUGGAAAACAUUGAGAAGGUUCUUGACCGUGGAGAGAAGAUCGAGCUUCUGGUUGAUAAAACGGAGAACCUUCACUCUCAAGCACAAGGUUUUAGGACAGCGGGAACACAGUUGAGAAGGAAGAUGUGGUUUCAGAAUAUGAAGAUAAAACUGAUAGUUUUAGGAAUCUUGAUUGCACUCAUCCUCAUCAUAGUUGUAGCUGCUUGUGGUGGCUUUAAAUGUGGCAAGUGAAGUUUAUGUUUUGUUUUUGGUUGACCCAUAUAUUGUGAGUGAGACGUGGCUUCUGCCUUUUAAAGUAUUUUUGAUACAUAUAUACAUAUAUAUAUAUAUAUGUAUAUGUACAUGUACAUGUGUGUAUAUUUGUAUUAGGAAACCGUUCGAUUCCAGAUGCCCUGUGUUUUCUCUUUGGCCAAUUCUUCAGG